GUGCCCGGCCGUAGGGGAGGGAACCGCCGAGCCCUCGGGAGGGAAAAGGCGGCAGCAUGAAGUUCCAGUACAAGGAAGACCACCCGUUCGAGUACAGGAAAAAAGAAGGGGAGAAGAUCAGGAAGAAAUACCCCGACAGAGUCCCUGUAAUUGUGGAAAAAGCACCAAAAGCCAGAGUACCUGACCUAGACAAAAGGAAGUAUCUUGUGCCUUCUGACCUCACAGUUGGCCAAUUCUACUUCUUAAUCCGAAAGCGGAUCCAUCUGAGGCCAGAGGAUGCCCUUUUCUUCUUUGUCAAUAAUACCAUCCCUCCCACCAGUGCUACCAUGGGCCAGCUGUAUGAGGAUAACCACGAGGAGGACUAUUUUCUCUAUGUGGCCUACAGCGAUGAGAGUGUCUAUGGCAAGUGAGCACCAGCCCCCCAGGCAUGCAGGCGAGAUGGACUGAUGGAAUGGAUUUGGGGGGGGGUGUUGGAGAGGAGGAAGGAGGAUGCCUGAGAAGAGGGGAAGAGAACUGGAAGUGAACCACAUGCACAAUGCCAUCACCUUCCAUGCAUUAAUUAUAACCAUUAUUUUUUAA
Messenger RNA from Gavia stellata (red-throated loon), 579 nucleotides. RefSeq names its product GABA type A receptor associated protein like 1 (gene GABARAPL1). The transcript has 4 exons. Gene Ontology annotation, molecular function: GABA receptor binding; ubiquitin protein ligase binding. NCBI's taxonomy places the organism in Eukaryota, Metazoa, Chordata, Aves, Gaviiformes, Gaviidae. Gene Ontology annotation, biological process: macroautophagy; autophagosome assembly; cellular response to nitrogen starvation. The record is from RefSeq and is a predicted model, not a curated record. Bases 57 to 410 code for a protein of 117 amino acids. Gene Ontology annotation, cellular component: autophagosome membrane; autophagosome; cytosol.